AUGAAAGCUCUCAGAUAUAGAAGAGAUUUAUUCCGUAACCGGACUCAACGUUAUGUUCCAAAGAGAGCCUUCGAAACCAUCGGAAAUGCUCUCCGUCUCAACACGUUUCUCCGUAAUCAGGAUGCAACUCAAAUCGAAAAAAUCUCGUCGGCAAUGUAUCCGGUCGAGGUUCAAGCCGGAGCAAUUAUCAUUCGUCAGGGAGAUUUGGGGUCAAUUAUGUAUGUCAUUCAAGAAGGAAAAGUGCAAGUUGUGAAGGAUAACCGAUUCGUCCGUACAAUGGAAAGGGAGCUCUUUUCGGUGAACUCGCCAUUCUUCAUCACUGUGAGAGGACUGCAACUGUUAGAGGUGAGAAUAUUGUGA
This is a messenger RNA of Caenorhabditis remanei, 360 nucleotides long. RefSeq lists its product as uncharacterized. The record is from RefSeq and is a predicted model, not a curated record. Lineage: Eukaryota; Metazoa; Nematoda; Chromadorea; Rhabditida; Rhabditidae. The transcript is spliced from 3 exons. The coding region runs from base 1 to 360 and encodes 119 amino acids.